Messenger RNA from Labrus bergylta (ballan wrasse), 1110 nucleotides. Lineage: Eukaryota; Metazoa; Chordata; Actinopteri; Labriformes; Labridae. The record is from RefSeq and is a predicted model, not a curated record.
ACUACCGUUUAACUCCAGCGAAGAAGAAGAAGAGGCCUCCGCUGUGCAGAGCAUCUGAAAUGGCUCGUCUAUUACACUCAGAAAUCGUUAUUUUCACUGUUUUGUUUGCCUUAAACACGGAUUUUGUUUGUUGUAAUACCGGUCGAAGAGUUGGCGAUGUUAUGGACACUGAAUUAAGUGGUUUCUCCGUGCCCCUUGAGCACUCAUUUGAAGUCGAUGAUGUAGCAAAGUUUCGUGUGCGUGGAGCGCUGGUGUUGAAAGCUGGCAGGGAGCACAGCCUCUCACUCAGUCAGAACCAGCUUUCUGAAGAAGACAGGGUCAAACUGAAGGAAGUGGCUGCAGUGGACGGUCUGUACAGAAUCAGAGUUCCUCGUGUUUUCCUGCAGGCAGACCGACAGACAGAGCGCCAGAUGGAGGGAUACCUCACAGCAUUUGUCAGAGCUUGUGCCAUGGUUGAGUCCCAUCUGAGCGACGUCAUCAACAUCCACACUGACGUGUCUGGGUACCUAAUUGGCAUCUCCAUAGUGACAAUACCUGGAGCCUGCAGGGGCACCGAGGUCGAGGAUGAAGUUGAUCUUGAGAUUUUCAACACCACACUCAGCAUAAUGGCUCCUGUUAAUGCACCAGGGCCCGAGACAGCUCUGUUCCUUGAACGAAUGGAUCUGGAAACUGCGAAGAAAGAAAAGAAUCCACAGGAGCAGAAAUCGUUCUUUGCUAAAUAUUGGUAUUUGAUUCUGGGUGGUGCAAUCUUCCUCAUGGUCACCAAUUCAGCACAGCCCCCAGCAGGGGGAGGAAGAGAGCAGAGCUGAUUCCCACAGAAUGGAUGUACAUCGUGCCGCUUGUUCUCUUCCUGAUGAUGUCAGGCGCUCAGGACCAAUCAGGCGGAGGAGCCGGGGGUGGGGCAGCUAAUGGAGGUGGCAGAUGAUGGACUGGACAACAGUUUCUUUAUUGUACUCAACAUUUUCUGAAGAAUAACUGGCUUUAGACAGAUUAACAUUGCUGUACAGAAUUCUGUUUAAGGAGGAUUAAUACACAAACACAAGUUAAACCAUAGGUGACUGCAUUUUUAAUACUGAUGUGAAAAUAAAGUAUUUAUUACUUGACACUGAU